GCCCGGCCCGGCUCGGUUCGGCAGCCCCCGCGGCCCGGCGCAGCAUGUGAGCCCUCCGGGGCGGGGAUGCUCUGGCUGCUCUGCGGCCCUUCUUGCGCCAUGGAGAGCCAGGCGCUGGUUAUCCGCAUCAAGAUCCCCGACGGCGGGGCCGUCGACUGGACCGUUCACUCGGCUCCUCAGCUGCUCUUCAGGGACGUGCUGGAUGUCAUCGGUCAAGUGCUGCCAGAUGCAACGACAACAGCGUUCGAGUAUGAAGAUGAGGAUGGCGACCGGAUCACCGUUAGAAGCGAUGAAGAAAUGAAAGCCAUGCUGUCCUAUUAUUACUCCACUGUAAUGGAACAGCAAGUAAAUGGACAGUUAAUAGAGCCUCUGCAGAUAUAUCCAAGAGCCUGCAAGCCUCCUGGGAAACGGAACAUACAUGGCCUGAAGGUAAAUACACGAGCAGGGUCUGCUAAUAAUAGCAGUUCGGCGGUCUCGGAUUCCCUUCCAAGCAAUAGCUUAAAAAAGUCUUCUGCAGAGCUGAAGAAAAUACUUGCAAAUGGCCAGAUGAAUGAACAAGACAUACGGUAUCGAGACAUCCUCGGUCAUGGCAAUGGAGGCACAGUCUACAAGGCAUAUCACGUCCCCAGUGGAAAAAUACUCGCAGUAAAGGUCAUACCCUUAGAUAUAACACUGGACCUGCAGAAGCAGAUAAUGUCUGAGUUAGAAAUUCUUUAUAAGUGUGACUCAUCAUAUAUCAUAGGAUUUUAUGGUGCUUUUUUUGUAGAAAACAGAAUUUCCCUCUGUACAGAGUUCAUGGAUGGGGGUUCUUUGGAUGUUUAUAGAAAAAUUCCAGAGCACGUACUUGGAAGAAUAGCAGUAGCUGUUGUGAAAGGCCUUACCUAUUUAUGGAGUCUAAAGAUUUUACACAGAGACGUGAAGCCAUCUAACAUGUUGGUGAACACACGAGGCCAGGUGAAGCUGUGUGACUUCGGGGUGAGCACCCAGCUGGUGAAUUCUAUAGCCAAGACGUAUGUUGGAACAAAUGCUUAUAUGGCGCCUGAGAGGAUUUCAGGAGAACAGUAUGGAAUUCAUUCGGAUGUCUGGAGUCUAGGGAUUUCCUUCAUGGAGCUUGCUCUUGGGAGGUUUCCAUAUCCUCAGAUUCAGAAAAACCAGGGAUCUUUAAUGCCUCUCCAGUUAUUGCAGUGCAUUGUUGAUGAGGAAUCGCCGGUCCUUCCAGCCGGGGAGUUCUCUGAGCCAUUUGUACACUUCAUCACUCAAUGCAUGAAAAAGCAGCCAAAGGAAAGGCCAGCACCUGAAGAUUUAAUGGGCCACCCCUUCAUCGUGCAGUACAACGAUGGGAAUGCUGAGGUGGUGUCCAUGUGGGUGUGCAGGAUGCUUGAGGAACGGCGCUCAACCCAAGGACCACAGUGAGCUGGGCUGGCUCACAGCAGCCCACAAAGCAGCAGCUCCCCCUGGACUGGCAGCACCAGCCCCACACUUUGGACUCCUGGUCUCUCCAGAUCGUAUUUUUACUUCAACAAAACCAUUUUCCAAGAAGCAUCAACAAAAUCUUUCAGGAUAUUGGUUGCUGCUUUUCCCCUCACUACCACAUUACGGAAUCUUCUGCCCACCUUUUGUUGCUGAGCAAUUUAAUGUCCUCAGAUUAUCUCCAGUUAAACUGUACACAGCCUUAAAGCAAGUAUUUUAUAGCUCUAUUUUUUUGGUUAUUGAAUGUAUUGUAUAUUUCCUGCCUCCAGAGUAUUUUUUAACUGUUAGGUCUUUUGCUAUUCUACAGAUGACACAGAAGAUUUGGUAAGGAGUUGUUGGCAAGUUGGCCCGCUCAAAGGUGGGUCUUUAAGUGCAGACAGCCAGAAAAUGCUGAGUUUAAAGGUGAAACAAAACCAACCACCACACUGUUGUGUGCCAGGAGCCUCCAUGCUCAAGCAGUGCAGGCUGACCCGUGAAUACAGAAGGGUUCUGCAGGAAUAGGGCUGGGAUCAGCACUGGCGAGGCCACACCUUGAAUACUGGGUUCAGUUUUGGGCCCCUCACUCCAAGAAGAACAUUAAGGUCCUGGAGCAGGUCCAGAGAAGGGCAGUGAAGCUGAUGAAGGGUCUAGAGCACAAGUCUUGUGAGGAGUAGCUGAGGGACCUGGGAUUGUUCAGCCUAGAGAAAAGGAGAUUUGAGGGGAGACCUUCUGGCUCUCUACAACUCACUGAAAGGGGGUUGGAGCCAGGUGGGGGUCAGGCUUUUCUCCCAAGGAACAAGUGAGGGGACAAGAGGAAAGAGCCUCAAGUAGCCCCAGGGGAGGUCUAGGUUGGACAUGAGGAACAAUUUCUUACCCCUGAGACUUGUCAAGGCCUGGUCCAGGCUGCCCAGGGCAGUGGUGGAGUCACCAUCCCUGGAGGGGUUUAAAGCCAUGGAGAUGUGGUGCUGAGGGAUGUGGUUUGGUGGUGAUCUGGCAGUGAUGGGUUAAGAGUUGGACUCAAUGAUCUUAAAGGUCUCUUCCAACCAAAAUGAUUCUGAGCUUUUAAGGUUUUGCUGAGGUGGAAGGAGGUGAAGUGAAAGAGGACAGUGCUGUCCCAGAAGUAGGGGUGCUGCAGGGUGAGUAUGAGCCAGAACUGAAAUGGACUGUUGGCUUCUGACCACAAAGAGAGAGCAGCCCUGUGCACAGGGAGCUGGCAAACAGCAGCUACACAGAGGGAUGAGGUUCUGCUCAUGCCACACCUGGAAACUGAGGACCACAACACAAGCUUACGCAGCACCUCACAAGCUUGUGGGGGAGCAGAGCCUGCUCAGAGAGGCCCAAGCCAAGCUGUGCUCUCAUGGGGCAGAGAACAGGCUGCAGGACUUUAAUUAUCACAGCAAUGCAUGGCUUGCUUGGAAGCAUCUUGCUUUUCCCAGUUCUACCUUGAUUCUGAUGUUGGAGUUGCUGCAGGAUGGGUGCAGCUGAGCCACGCCAAGGCUUCCAGGGUCGCUGUCACCACGGAGGAAUGAAUGCUGCAAGGUCCCUGUUGAGUGGUUGCUACUCCUGCCAUUUCUGUGCACUUCUGCACCACAGACUGACACAGACUUGAUCAGUCCUUGGGUUAAGAUGUGGAUGAAAACCCACAGAAGAGAGGAGAAGGGUGAAAGGGCAAGGCUGGAGUGUGUGACAAGGGUGGAGGAGGAGGUUGGGGCUUCUGUUUGAUUGUCUUUGCAUUAGAAAUAAACUUUUGCUAA
Molecule: messenger RNA, 3203 nt
Organism: Dryobates pubescens (Downy woodpecker)
Lineage: Eukaryota; Metazoa; Chordata; Aves; Piciformes; Picidae
Gene: MAP2K5
Product: mitogen-activated protein kinase kinase 5
Exons: 22
Coding region: 67-1413 (448 amino acids)
Biological process (GO): MAPK cascade; protein phosphorylation
Molecular function (GO): ATP binding; protein binding; MAP kinase kinase activity
Source: RefSeq, a predicted model, not a curated record